ACACCCCCACCCCGACACCUGAGCCCCACUGCCUGCACCCUGAGGAAGCACAAGACGAAUAGGAAGCCCCGAACCCCAUUCACUACUUCGCAGCUGCUGGCUCUGGAGCGCAAGUUCCGCCAGAAGCAGUAUCUGUCCAUCGCCGAGAGAGCAGAGUUCUCCAGCUCCCUCAACCUCACAGAGACCCAGGUCAAAAUCUGGUUCCAGAAUCGGAGAGCCAAGGCCAAGAGACUGCAGGAAGCUGAGCUAGAGAAGCUCAAAAUGGCAGCAAAGCCUAUGUUGCCAUCAGGGUUCAGCCUCCCUUUCCCCAUCAACUCUCCCAUCCAGGCUGCCUCACUGUAUGGAACUUCCUACCCUUUUCACAGACCUGUGCUUCCUAUCCCGCCUGUUGGACUCUAUGCUACUCCCGUUGGAUAUAGCAUGUACCACUUAUCCUAAGAAGAUCAGAAGCGACAGUGAGACAGACUUUCUGGUGGAUCAUGUCCAACCCUGAGAAGGCAGUACCCCAACCAGUACUGGCCAUUCUUUCUGCACACUUCUAUCUGCCAUCCUGAGUGUACGGGAGUUUGUGUUAGCAAAGCAAGACAUCCUGUAUGCUGUGGGUUGGGUGUCUUCUGAGAGUGCUCUGAGCACUCAGAGUCUGAUCCUCAAAGAAAAAAAAAAAAAGUAAAAAC
Messenger RNA from Pterocles gutturalis (yellow-throated sandgrouse), 674 nucleotides. RefSeq names its product msh homeobox 2 (gene MSX2). Gene Ontology annotation, biological process: embryonic morphogenesis; regulation of transcription by RNA polymerase II. The record is from RefSeq and is a predicted model, not a curated record. NCBI's taxonomy places the organism in Eukaryota, Metazoa, Chordata, Aves, Pterocliformes, Pteroclidae. The transcript has 2 exons. Gene Ontology annotation, cellular component: nucleus. The annotation marks the transcript as partial. Gene Ontology annotation, molecular function: DNA-binding transcription factor activity, RNA polymerase II-specific; RNA polymerase II transcription regulatory region sequence-specific DNA binding.